Molecule: messenger RNA, 687 nt
Organism: Drepanopeziza brunnea f. sp. 'multigermtubi' MB_m1
Lineage: Eukaryota; Fungi; Ascomycota; Leotiomycetes; Helotiales; Drepanopezizaceae
Biological process (GO): cell redox homeostasis; cellular response to oxidative stress; cellular oxidant detoxification
Cellular component (GO): cytosol; mitochondrion
Molecular function (GO): peroxiredoxin activity
Source: RefSeq, a predicted model, not a curated record
AUGGCUGAACCAAGAUCUACUCCUCUCCGCCUGGGUUCCAUCGCGCCCAAUUUCCACGCCGAGACGACCCAGGGCCCAAUUGACUUCCACGAAUUCAUCGGCGACCAGUGGGUGGUGCUCUUCUCCCACCCCGAGGACUACACACCCGUGUGCACCACCGAGCUGGGGGCCUUCGCGAAGCUUGAGCCCGAGUUCACCAAGCGUGGCGUCAAGCUGAUCGGCCUGUCGGCCAACACCGUCGAGAGCCACGGAGGGUGGAUCAAGGACAUUGACGAGAUCUCGGGCAGCAAGCUGAGUUUCCCCAUUAUUGGUGACAAGCAGCGCCAGGUGGCGUACGCCUACGACAUGCUCGACCACCAAGACACCACGAACGUCGAUGCCAAGGGUAUCGCCUUCACCAUCCGCUCUGUCUUCAUUAUCGACCCCAAGAAGACGAUCCGGCUCAUCCUCUCCUACCCGGCCUCGACGGGCCGCAACACGGCCGAGGUCCUGCGCGUCGUCGACUCCCUGCAGACCGGCGACAAGUACCGCAUCACCACCCCGAUUAACUGGAUCCCCGGCGAUGACGUCAUCGUCCACCCCAGUGUCAAGAACGACGAGGCCAAGACGCUCUUCCCGGACUUCCGGAUCGUCAAGCCGUACCUCCGCUUCACUCCUCUGCCUAAGGAGAAGACGACUGCUGUGUAG